AUGACGGUGGAGAAGAGCAAAGGUUCGGAGAAGAAAAUGGCGCCGGCGACGCGGAAGGUCGCGCCAGACGGUGGCUGGGCGUGGAUGGUAUGCUUGGGGGUUAGUUUAGUCAAUUUUUCAACCCGAUCAUUGGAGCCUUCGUUCGGUCUCCUAUUCAAAGACCUGCUGGACGACCUGGGUGUCCACACGACGGGCGCUUCCGUGAUCGCCAGCACCCUGGACUCGGUGGUGAACUUCUCCGGGUUCUUCGUGGGUCCCGUUAUAAAGACCUUCUCGUAUAGGAAGGUCUGCUUCGUCGGAUCGACGAUAUGCGCCCUCGGUCUGCUGUUCACCGCGCCAGCUAACAGCAUGGGACACAUUUUGGCCACCUACAGCAUUUUGGGUGGUUUCGGGGUCGGCCUCGCGUCUUCCUCUUCGUUCGUAUCGCUCAAUCACUACUUCUCCAAGAAGCGGGGUCAGGCCGUUGGUUUGUCUAUGGCGGGAACAGGCUUCGGCUUGAUGGUGAUGCCGCAGCUGGUGAAGAUAUUGCUCGGCGAGUACGGGUUCAGGUGGACGGUGGUGAUAUUGGGUGCUCUCGCCUUCCACGCGGUCCUCGGCUCGUGCCUUCUGCAGCCGGUGAAGAGGCACCUCAUCGACGAACCGGUCGACUGCGAAAUGCAACCAGUGAAGGAGAUGGAGUGCAUCAACGAGAGCGACGAGGAGGAGGACAAGUUCGAGAUCAACCCGCUGGUCAGCCACCCGAUGCCCAAGCUCGUCGCCCAGCGCCCGACAAACGCCAACCACCCGUCGGUCCGCACGAUAGGCUUGCCGCGCGCAAAGACGUGCGACAAGCCGCUGCAGGACUUCGAGAGGAGCGCCAAGCUGGGCAUGGGCCUCACCGCGGCCGCUUCCGUGGCGGCGAUGCAGCGGGUCACCUCCAGCGGCAGCAUGAACGAGGCCCGCAAGAGGAAGUUCUCCGUCAUAUCGAACAUUUCCAACAUGGACUUCACCGGCAGCUACCUGCAGCUGUACCUUGACACGGCAGACGAUGAUGCGAUACAGAUGAAGGCCAUAAAGAAAACGGAGCCCGAGCAAGAGAAGAAGAAGGGAUUUUUCAGAAAGUUCAUAGCUCUGAUGGACUUGGAUCUUCUAAAAGACUGGUCCUUCUUGAACCUCCUACUUGGCCUCUCGCUAUUCUGGAGCGGCGAGUUGCAGUUCAGAAUGUUGACGCCAUUUUUCAUUAGGAGCUUAGGUUAUAAUAUGAACGAGACGGCGUUCUGUUUAUCUAUGACCGCCAUAACGGACAUCCUAGUUAGGUUGAUUUUGCCGCCAAUUUUUGACAGAACGACCAUAUCGAAGAAGAUGAUAUUCUUUGUUUCCGCCUUCUUUUUAGCAGCGACGAGGUCAGUUCUCGCCGAGCAGAGUGAGUGGGUCCCGUUGAUGAUAUGGCUCUCGAUUUGCGGAUUCUUCAGGGGCAUGUGCCUCAGCAACUUCACGCUGACGAUUUCCGAGUACUGCCCCCUGGAGAAGCUGCCGGCGGCGUUCGGCCUACACAUGGUCAGCAAGGGCGUGUUCGUCGUGGCCAUAGGGCCCCUCAUCGGUUACGUCAGGGACUACACGGACAGCUUUUCAAUGUGCAUACACGUGCAGAACGCCCUCAUUAUGUCCUGCGUGCUGGUGUGGGCGGUGGAGUACGCGCUGGCGUUCACGCGGCGCCGCAAAAUCGUACAGAUC
Molecule: messenger RNA, 1713 nt
Organism: Iphiclides podalirius (scarce swallowtail)
Lineage: Eukaryota; Metazoa; Arthropoda; Insecta; Lepidoptera; Papilionidae
Source: the annotation of a GenBank genome assembly